AUGGUUAGUAAAAAGGGGUAUAAUUCGGCACUACGAAAAUAUCGUUGUACAUUUAAAGGUGAGGCAGGAGAAGGUAGAUUAAAGCAAAUUUUAAACUAUGAAUACUGGAAUUGCCGACAAGAUCCCAAAACAAAAACAACGGGAUAUGUACUAUUUGUGAAUAGUGAAGAAAUUUAUGAAGUUUCUUUCAGUUGGGCACAGAAUGAAUUGGUUGAAAACAACCGAAUCUUUCAGUGUGGGACAGUUAUCUGCACAUUUACAACGGAUUCAGGAAAGUUUAUUAAUGGAAAUGAAGUAACAAAUGAAAAUUACACUUCUGCUCACUCUGCAAUACCUACUAUUACUAAAACAAAUAAUCAAUCGCAAUUUAGAUUUAUUUUACCACGCUCCCCCCUUCAAGAAUUAAAUCAAAAAUAUCAAUAA
Rhizophagus irregularis DAOM 181602=DAOM 197198 is the source of this 423-nucleotide messenger RNA. The record is from RefSeq and is a predicted model, not a curated record. NCBI's taxonomy places the organism in Eukaryota, Fungi, Glomeromycota, Glomeromycetes, Glomerales, Glomeraceae.